AAGUGACUGAAUUGCAUGAUUUUUUGUUUUGCAUUGUUUCUCUCUAGUUAUGUGGGGAAGAUCCCAUGGAACCACAGAACAUCACAUGGGUGUCAGAGUUUGUUCUCUUAGGGUUCUCACAGACACAUGAGCUUCAUAAAUUCCUGUUCCUGGUGUUCCUGUUUGUCUACAUCACCACCGUGGUGGAAAACCUCCUCAUCAUGGUCACAGUGAUCUUUGACUCCCGACUCCACACACCCAUGUAUUUUCUGCUUCGAAAUCUGGCUGUCAUAGACCUCUGUUUCUCCUCAGUUACUGCCCCAAAGAUGUUGGUUGACUUCCUUUCUGAGAACAGGACCAUCUCCUACCAGGGCUGCAUGGCUCAGAUCUUCUUCUUCCACCUCUUGGGAGGUGGGACUGUCUUCUUCCUCUCAGUGAUGGCCUAUGACCACUACAUAGCCAUCUCUCGGCCCCUCCACUAUGUCACCAUCAUGAACACUCAGUUUUGUGUGGGGCUAGUGGUGGCUGCCUGGGUGGGAGGCUUUCUUCACUCCAUUGUCCAACUGGGUCUGAUGCUCCCACUCCCUUUCUGUGGCCCCAACGUGCUGGAUAACUUCUUCUGUGAUGUUCCUCAAGUACUGAGACUAGCCUGCACUGACACGUCCCUCCUAGAGUUCCUUAUGAUCUCCAACAGUGGGAUGUUGGUCCUCAUCUGGUUCAUCCUCCUUCUGAUCUCUUACACUAUCAUCCUGUUGAUGCUGAGGUCCCACUCAGGGCAGGAAAGGAGGAAGGCAGCAUCCACCUGCACCACGCAUAUCAUUGUGGUGUCCAUGAUCUUUAUUCCCUGCAUUUACAUCUACUCCCGGCCCUUCACCCCCUUUCCCACGGACAAGGCUGUGUCCAUCAGCUACACGGUCAUGACCCCCAUGCUCAACCCCAUGAUCUACACCCUGAGGAACCAAGAGAUGCAGUCAGCCAUGAAGAGAUUAGGCAGACACUUGGUGAUUUGUCACAGGGACUGAACUUUAAAUAGAUUGAGUUUAAAUGACAAAACUUGUUGAAAUUUUGUUUUCAUGCCUGAAAAAUGCAGGGAAAUCCUCAGAGAAUA
Molecule: messenger RNA, 1087 nt
Organism: Loxodonta africana (African savanna elephant)
Lineage: Eukaryota; Metazoa; Chordata; Mammalia; Proboscidea; Elephantidae
Product: olfactory receptor 4D1-like
Exons: 1
Coding region: 66-1001 (311 amino acids)
Biological process (GO): G protein-coupled receptor signaling pathway
Cellular component (GO): plasma membrane
Molecular function (GO): G protein-coupled receptor activity; olfactory receptor activity
Source: RefSeq, a predicted model, not a curated record